CAGCAGUGGGCGGGCCCAGGGCCUUCCUUAUUGGGACGCUCCCCGCUCGGUCAGGUAGUGCUGUGGCGUCCUCCUCAGCCUGCGGCUCGGCUCCUGCUUAGUGGCGACGGUUCCUAAAGAAGAUGGAAUCCACUGGAGAACUGAGACUUGGCAAGAAGCUAAAUGAAGGUAAAACUAAAGAGGUGUAUGAGCUCCCGGAUCACCCCGGCUGUGUGCUCAUGCAGUCCAAGGACCAGAUCACUGCUGGGAACGCAGCCAGGAAGGACCACAUGGAGGGGAAAGCUUCCAUCUCAAACAAGACGACCAGCUGUAUCUUCAAACUGCUGCAAGAAGCUGGUAUCAAGACUGCAUUUGUAAAAAAGUGCAGUGCCACUGGAUUCAUUGCCACGCACUGUGAGAUGAUCCCGAUAGAAUGGGUGUGCAGGAGAAUAGCCACAGGCUCCUUCUUGAAGAGAAAUCCUGGGGUCUCUGAAGGAUACAAAUUUUAUCCCCCCAAAAUUGAGAUGUUUUUCAAGGAUGAUGCCAAUAAUGACCCUCAGUGGUCUGAAGAACAGCUGAUAGCUGCAAAACUAAAUGGUGCUGGACUUGUAAUUGGGCAGGCAGAGGUUGACAUCAUGAGCCAUUCCACAGUGGCCAUCUUUGAGAUUCUGGAAAAAGCAUGGUCAACCCAAGACUGCACCCUAGUGGACAUGAAGAUUGAGUUUGGUGUUGAUGUGACCAAAAAAGAAAUUGUCCUUGCCGAUGUGAUUGAUAACGACUCUUGGCGUCUAUGGCCCGCAGGAGAUAAGACCCAGCAGAAGGAUAAACAGACUUACCGGGAUCUAAAGGAGAUUACUCCAGAGGCUAUGCAGAUGGUGAAAAGAAACUUUGAAUGGGUUGCGGACAGAGUGGAGCUCCUGCUGAGAAGUGAAAGCCAAGGAAGAGUCGUUGUGUUAAUGGGGUCAAUUUCUGAUCUAGCGCACUGUGAAAAAAUUAAGAAGUCGUGUGCAAACUAUGGCAUUCCCUGUGAACUGAGGGUGACGUCUGCUCACAAAGGACCCGAUGAGACUCUGAGAAUAAAGUCUGAGUAUGAAGGAGAUGGCGUUCCCACAGUCUUUGUUGCUGUUGCUGGUAGAAGCAAUGGCCUGGGUCCUGUUCUCUCUGGAAACACUGCUUAUCCAGUUAUUAACUGCCCCCCAGUUACUCCUGAUUGGGGAGCACAGGAUAUCUGGUCGUCUCUUCGAAUGCCCAGUGGUCUUGGAUGUUCAACGGUUUUGUCUCCAGAGGCAGCGGCCCAGUUUUCGGCACAGAUAUUUGGAUUGAACAAUCACUUGGUUUGGUCCAAGCUGCGUUCUUGCACUCUGAAUACAUGGAUUUCUCUCAAGCAAGCAGAUGCCACGCUGAGACAGUGCAGCAUGUAACCUCGCUCCUGAUCACAUCUUCAUUGUACCAUUAAAGCUGCGUUUCUUUUCCUAGA
Molecule: messenger RNA, 1456 nt
Organism: Bufo gargarizans (Asiatic toad)
Lineage: Eukaryota; Metazoa; Chordata; Amphibia; Anura; Bufonidae
Product: multifunctional protein ADE2-like
Exons: 10
Coding region: 123-1400 (425 amino acids)
Biological process (GO): 'de novo' IMP biosynthetic process
Molecular function (GO): phosphoribosylaminoimidazolesuccinocarboxamide synthase activity
Source: RefSeq, a predicted model, not a curated record